ACACGCUAAUACAAUAACAAAGACAAUCUAUCUAUCAAUAUUUCAGCAUCCUCUAUUCAAUAUUCAUCCAACGUUCUAUCUCGUUUUUUCCAAAAAGCAGUAGAAACAAUCUCGAUAAAACGUAAUUAUGAGUCAACCACCAGCAUUUGGCAAAGCUCUGAAGGAACAAGAAUUUUAUUUAAGUACUGACGAUGUCCUUUUGAACAAUGGUUCUUUCGGGGCUGCCCCUAAGAAAGUUAUUGAAGCGAAAAGACAGCACGAAUUAAUUAUGGAAAAUCAUCCAGAUGCAUGGUAUAUUAAUGGAAACGUGAGAAAUGAAGCCUACAAUACGAGUCUUGAGAAGUUAGCUAACUUUGUCAGAGCUGAAAAAGAAGAUAUUGUCUUUGUUGAGAAUGCAACAAGAGGUGUUAAUGAUGCUCUAAAAUCUUUAAAAUUGCAAGCUAACGACGGUAUUCUUUUGAAUAACUUUUCUUAUUCUUCGAUCAAAAAUAUUGCCAAACAACAAAGCGAGACUCUCGGAGCUAUAGUGCACUCUUUGGACAUAAAAUUCCCUAUCCCAACUAAAGAGGAAAUCGUUAGACAAUAUACCGAAUAUAUGGAUGCUCAUCCCGGAAUAAAAGUAGCGAUAAUCGAUCAUAUCUCUUCCAUUCCAUCAAUUCUUUUCCCUCUGAAAGAGCUUACUACCGAAUGUAGAAAUCGUUCCAUUAUAACAAUCAUAGAUGCUGCUCACGGACCAAAUCAAGUAGAUUUAGAUGUACCAAGUUACGAAGCCGAUUUCUACAUUGGGAAUCUUUACAAAUGGGGUCUAACGUGUCGAGGAUGCGCUUUUCUUUGGACUGCUCAAAGUCAUAAGGAGAGGAUUUUCCCGGUCGUCACAUCAAACAAAUACAAGGAACCGUAUCCGGGAGAUUUUGUUUGGCAGGGAACUCGGGAAGAAGGAGCAUUUACGGCCGCUUUUGCCGCCUUCGAUUUUAUCGAUUGGUUAGGAAGGGCGGCGAUAAGGGAUUACACGAAAAGUCUGGGUGAUUGGACCGUACAGGAGCUAAGUUCUGCUUGGGAAACAGAAGAAAUCGGAUUGGGUGAGGAUUUAAGAGCACCGUGCCUUAGAUUGGUUAGAAUUCCCGAUACGAAAGCAUUCCCUAAAUCUAUAAUUGGGGCAACUUUAUUGGGGAUGGCUCUAAGAGAAGACUAUAAAAUCCGGGUUCGCCUAUUCUUUCUCGAGCAGCUGGUAAGCGUAACCGUACUAAUAAAUGCAAUAACAGUCAACUUUGUUCAACUUGUUAUUUAUCUUUUCAUAGUUUCUUGAUACCCAUGCAAUAAAAGGUCGAAGUUUAUAGGCUGAAAAAAAUAGUAGGAAAGGAAAGCGUACAAAUUCCUUUCAUAAAAUUCAUUAUUUUUAUUUCAAUCCACCCAUUUGUCAUCAUUUAAAAAGAAGUAUUCUCAAGUAACAAGUACCAGCAUGUUCACCUUUUUAACCUCCCCCAUCCCUUCUUAUUGAAUUUAAUAGUGAUUUUAAUAGGAAAAAUAGUCUAAAAGUUAAUGUAAGGUUAAGUACGUCUAAAAUCCAAUAAUAAUUCGAGAGUACGUUAGCGCGAGCGGAUUAGGGAGAAUUAGGUAGAUUAGCGAGUGACAGUCUUUGAGAUAGUUUCCUAUUACCAUUUUCAUGGCAUACAGAUCUAGUGAAAAGGUUUAAUUUACAUAAUAAGAUAUUAUUGAUUAAAAGAUCCUCCUAUUCUUUUUGAAUAGUAUCACUUUUAGUCUAAAAAGGUUAAACGAAUGCAAGGUUGAGAAAGGGGGCGGGAUAUUUCGUUAAAAAUAAAACAAAAAGAAAAGGGCUAGAUUUCGACAGAUGGAUGUUCACUCAAAAUGAUGACCGCCAGCCGAGUGGGCGUGUGAAAAAAAAGUGCGGUAAACUUUCAAAUUAAACACAAAAGUGUCCUUAAACGUUACAUUCUUUAGAGCAGAUGUCAGCAGCAUUUUAACGACAAAUAACGUUUUUAAUUAAUUUAUUACACACUCCCUCUCUCAACAGAUUAAUUACUUUGCCGUGUUAACUACAAUGUAAAUACUAUACUCUCUUUCUUUCUACUUCAGGAAGAAAUUUACGUUCGUAUAAGUCUACCGUGUUAUGUAGAUAGGGAGGAUAUUAACAAGUUAAAAGAAGCCGUUUUGGUCCUUAAAGAUAUUGAACCGGAACCAGAAAAGAUGAGCAUUUUGAAGCAGCUGGUUGAAAAAGAAAAAGACGUUUGCUACUAAAACAGCCUUUGUAUUCUUUCGUAGAGCUCGAUCUCUUUUCCUUCUACUCUUGGCACGAUAAUUAGUAGUCAAUAAAACCACAGAUAUAAGAUGAUUAACUCAGUGUUUCUUUUCUUCAUGCUUUAAUUGGUAAUUAAGCAUUCUAAAUAAAUAAAGAUUUGAUUAUUGAUAAAAAUAA
Molecule: messenger RNA, 2434 nt
Organism: Dimorphilus gyrociliatus
Lineage: Eukaryota; Metazoa; Annelida; Polychaeta; Dinophilidae
Source: the annotation of a GenBank genome assembly